UUUAGGAAUCAUGAUGGUGAAGUUUCUGCUGCUGGCAUUGGUAUUUGGACUGGCCCAUGUCCAUGCUCAUGAUCAUCCUGAGUUACAAGGACAAUGGAAAACCACUGCCAUCAUGGCUGAUAAUAUUGACAAGAUAGAGACGAGUGGUCCCCUGGAGCUCUUUGUUCGUGAAAUUACUUGUGAUGAGGGAUGUCAAAAAAUGAAAGUCACAUUUUAUGUCAAGCAAAAUGGACAAUGCUCAUUGACCACAGUCACUGGGUAUAAGCAAGAAGAUGGCAAGACUUUUAAAAACCAGUAUGAAGGUGAAAAUAACUAUAAACUGUUGAAAGCAACAUCAGAGAAUUUAGUCUUUUAUGAUGAGAAUGUGGACAGAGCCAGCCGGAAAACAAAAUUGUUGUAUAUUCUUGGAAAGGGUGAAGCUCUAACUCAUGAGCAAAAGGAAAGACUUACUGAGUUAGCUACUCAAAAAGGCAUUCCAGCUGGAAACCUUAAAGAACUCGCACAUGAAGAUACCUGUCCAGAGUAAAGUACCAUCUACAUAAAACAACAAGAUGAGAAUUAUACAUCAUAACCUCUUAACCAUGGAAUCAGUACCAUCUAUAAUUCACCUUUCCUAACAGAAUACAUUUUCCUUCUCCUGUGAAGUGAGGAUACAGCAUAAGAAAUUCCUAACAUGCCUUUAUUUCCUCAUUGCCUAAUCUAUAAACUCUUCUUCCUUUUUUGAUUGAUUGAAUAAAAUGAUUCAAGUUGCAAUAAUGA
This is a messenger RNA of Mus musculus (house mouse), 759 nucleotides long. Its product is annotated as predicted gene 14743. Lineage: Eukaryota; Metazoa; Chordata; Mammalia; Rodentia; Muridae. The transcript has 7 exons. Gene Ontology annotation, cellular component: extracellular region. Bases 11 to 526 code for a protein of 171 amino acids. The record is from RefSeq and is marked validated. Gene Ontology annotation, molecular function: small molecule binding.